Coprinopsis cinerea okayama7#130 is the source of this 1092-nucleotide messenger RNA. RefSeq lists its product as hypothetical. The record is from RefSeq and is a predicted model, not a curated record. The coding region runs from base 1 to 1092 and encodes 363 amino acids. NCBI's taxonomy places the organism in Eukaryota, Fungi, Basidiomycota, Agaricomycetes, Agaricales, Psathyrellaceae. The transcript has 2 exons.
AUGUCGUCUCCAGAGCCAGACCAAGGAGCCGAAGUUCAGACCUCCAGCGUCUGGGCGACUCUCCGCCGCUUCCUGGACAUGAUUCCAAUGCUGACUCCAGGAGCAUUGGACUUCCCCUCCUCAUCGAGCUCCAUCGCCUACUCGUCGCAGACCAGCGACUGGUCAGACACGUCCGAUGACGAGUCCGAGUUGGCGUCCCAAGCAUCCGAGAACCCAGCUGAAGAUGAUCAAGCUCAAGCUCCAGCGCCACCCGCCGUCGCCAUCUCCGCUGCCCCAGCCAUCGUCUCCUCAGAGCCCCCAUUUCGCUUCAAGUACCCCGCUCCGCCAACCGAUGGAAUGCCCCGGUACAUCCCCCCACCACCACCCGCAGCCCCCUCAGGCAUUCCCAGAGGACGAGGACGGGUUCUUGUUCAAGAGCCCUCUUCUCCUGUCACUGCCGUCAGGAACCCCACCCUUCCAGUCCGCCUCGAGCUUGUCGCCAGGUUGGCGGCGGACCACACUGCCUUUGAGCAUCUCAAGCCAGAGGUCGAUUCCGCAGGUGUUCUCUCCGGCGAAGGAGCGCAGCUUGUCGAGCAGCGACUCUCAUGGAGUGGCCCUAUGUCAGACCUGAAGGAUGUGAUCGCCGAGAUCCCUCUCAUGACUACCCAGCUCACCGUGAAGGACUGUGACCUCACCAUCGAGGAUGUCCUCAUUAUUAUAUCCUCUUUCCCAUAUCUCGAGGCAUUGGACGUCCGCGACGUGAUCGGUCAAGGUGCUGACCUUCCUCCAGUCACAAAGGAUGCCCCAUUGCGCUCGCUCACCAUCACCUCGAAGACUUCCCUAGAUGGGCUGUUCAACAAUGUCAGGCUUCCGAGCCUGGUUUCGAUCUCGCUUCGGCUCCUUGGUGAUGGCAUGCAAACCGACCUAGCCGAGCUUUUUGCCAUCCACGGCUCUGAGCUUCUCACAGUGCGUCUGAGGGGACAUUUCCCCGCCGAGACGAAAGCCAUGCUGCGGGAGCUUCGCAAUGUUCUUCCCAGGACACCUUCAGUUGACAUCGGGCAUGUAUGCCAGUCAAUGCGACCAAGGAGGCGGUUUAGGGGAUCCCGCCAGUAA